Peronospora matthiolae is the source of this 117-nucleotide messenger RNA. NCBI's taxonomy places the organism in Eukaryota, Oomycota, Peronosporomycetes, Peronosporales, Peronosporaceae. The record is from the annotation of a GenBank genome assembly.
AUGGAAGAUUUCAGCAUUAAAGAUCUUGGAGAUCUCAAGUACUGCCUAGGGAUCGAGAUUCAUCGCAAGCGCGAAGAUGGAACGAUCAAGAUGAACCAGAAGGCGUACAUCAAGUGA